CCUCCCUCCCCCCUUAAGUCUGUACGCAAGAGAUAUUUCUCAGUGGAGCAGCGACGAACUAUAGAGCAAAUAAUGGGAAGGAGUAUACGCGGUGUUUCCUACGCUGAAAGCCUGGCUGCCUCCGCCGAACACCGACUUUUGCUCUUCAGCGGUAUUUUCCGGAGGGACUAGUUUUCGGGAAAAAGCGAGCGAGCUACCAGGCUAGCUUCGCAGCUACAACUGCUGCCUUAUUGUGGCCCGCAACCAACCCUCCCAGCUGGCAUCCGUCGCAUGCACAAGAGGAAAAAAUGGUGUACCUGUUAAAUCCUAUAGAGAACCUGAGAAGCUACAUCAACAACCGUCCACCGCUGGUCAUUUUUAUGAUCAGCGUCAGUGCAGUGGCCAUCGCCUUCCUGACCAUCGGUUAUUUCUUCAAGAUCAAGGAGAUCAAGUCUCCAGAGUUGACAGAGGACUGGAACACCUUUCUGCUGCGCUUCAAUGAGCUGGACUUUUGUGUGUCGGAGAAUGAAACGAUAAAGCACGGUCUGAAUGAGUCGACCACGCCAGAGAGCAUGGUCGUGACCAGCGGCCAAGCUCGUUCCAGUACCCAGGUUCCCCUCCUGCUAGAGGACUCUGGUCCCAUCAACAUCUCAGUCCCCAUCACCCUCACGCUGGACCCCCAGCGCCCGUUUGGAGGCUACUCUCGCAAUAUCACCCACCUGUAUGCCACAGUGCUGGGGCAGCAAGUUGGCCUGUCGGGCCGGGAAGCCCAUGAAGAAAUAAACAUCACUUUCACCCUGCCUUUAUCCUGGAACUCAGACGACUGUGUGCUGCACGGCCACUGCGAACAGGUGGUGUUCAGCACUUGCAUGACCAUCACUGCGGCCAGCAAUAUCUUCCCAGUCACAGUGCAGCCGCCACACUGCGUGCCAGAGACGUACACCAAUGCCACAUCUUGGUACAAGGUGUUCACCACAGUCCGUGACUCAGAUACCAAGUACAGUCAGGACUACAACCCCUUCUGGUGUUACAAAGGAGCCAUCGGCAAGGUGUACCACGCACUCAACCCAAAGCUCACCGUCAUCGUUCCUGAUGACGACCGCUCCCUCAUCAACCUGCACCUGAUGCACACAAGCUACUUCCUGUUUGUCAUGGUCAUCACUAUGUUCUGUUAUGCAGUCAUCAAGGGGCGACCUGGCAAAGUACGGCAAACCAACCCUGACUUCUGCCCUGAGAAGGUACAACAGACACCAGCAGUGCUAUAUGACGUGAACAGGUGGCGUUGUCAGAGGGUUAAAAAGACAUCAGAGAGCUAUGUCGGAACUUACCUGUAACAUGGACAAACUCGAAGAAACAGAAGAAAUAAAAAUAAACAUACCAGUUGCCUAGUGAACCUUGGAAAUACAAUAAGGGACACAAAAGCUCUGUGAAUGCAUUACUCUUGCAAUGUUGGGUUUCUCCAACCAAAGAUAUACAAGUGCCUGUAUCUGUCGUGUAAAUAUUUGUAGGAACUCUGAUAUUUCUGUGCAAAACCUUUUUCUUCUUCUUUUUGUUUAUUAUUAUUUUAUUAUUUUGCCUGAGUCCCCUUGUGCCAUGUCAGAACAUGCAGUAUAUAUUAAAAAAAAAGCAGAAGGCCAGAUCCAAGAACUACACAACCACCAUUUUUCUAUUCGCUCUCAUUUACCAAGACAGAUAGAGAAACCACAGAAACCGUUUCUGGCACACAGAUUUCAGUUUUAAGUAUUUGCUGUAAAUGUUUGGAUAUCUGAUAAUCCGCCUGUAAACAAAGUAUUUUUAUCUCCCGUGAUGAGAAAGCAUGAGGAUUAGUCACUUGAAAUAUGUUUAAGUGAACUAAAUAUGCUCGAGUACCCCAGCGGAGAUAUUUACUUUAGGAUGAGAUGCUUGUAACACAUUUAUAAUUAAAUCUUCAGUAUGCAUUUGCCAUUGCAGCUUCAGCAGGGAAGACAAUAGAUUCCUCUCUGCACCGGACUCCACAGUGUAAUCAGAUCAGAAUUUGGACAUUACAUAAAGUCUGUUCAAAAGUAGCAAUUAGAUUUGUUUUAAUUGAACUCUCUUUGACCUUUACCAAAUUACCAAUUAUGUUUCCCUGUGUGUCUGCAAUGUCAAUGGAGGUGGAGUAAAGUAUUUAGCUGAUUGCACUGUGCACAUUAAUAUAUGAACAGAAUACAGCGUCAACAGUUAAGUUAAUGAGUCCCAUUGUCUCAGUUUGUUUCCUAUUAGGCUUAUCAGUGAGUCCAUUUAAUGGCAGUUAAAUAAGCUGCUGCACUCCUGUGGUUUGUGUUGAAAAUAAUCUUUUACUGUGAGACAAGUAGAUGUUGUCACACUCAAAAUAUGAGUUCUUUUUCCUUCCUGUGUGGCUUUAUCACUCACCUGCCUCUCGUCUGUAACUCGCUGCCCGUCGCUGCAGCAGUUUUGUAGUUUUGGCUUCUAGACUUAAGCGAUGUUCAAUACAGUCUUCUUUGUUGCACCUGGAUGAAGCAAAACAUUAUCUUGCCUUACCUACGGUGGACUUGCUUGCUUGAAAACAGAUGGGGAGAUCAGUUUCUCUCCUUCCAACGUUAACUUGCCAGUCCCUUCUUCCACAGCCAUCUCUUCUCUUUUUGUUUCUUCCAGUUUGAGGAGCCUGUGGUUUGAAAUCAAACUUGUGAUCUUUGUCCUUGUUAAUGUAAAUGUCAAAUGGCCCUUGAGUUAUUAUAUUAUAGGAUGCGUUUGAGUUACUUAUGCUUUUAUUUUAAGCAAAUCAUUAUCAGUUGCACGUUUUCAAGGGUUUGCAUAGUUGCUGCACCUUUUAGAUUUCUUGCACAUUUUGUGUUAUUUGCUCCUGUGAUGAUUUUUCCUUUUUUUUUGUCCGAGGUCACAUGUAAACAGUCUGAUAUUGAACUAUAUGUUUAGAGUUGGACUCCUUCUGAAAAUAAAUAUAAUUAUAUAUUAGUAUAUAAUUAUAUUUAUAUAACUGAUAAUAUAUUUAUGAUUAAAUCAUUUAAUUUUUUAUUAUUUUGUAGUACAACAAAAUGUGCAAAAACUCACUUGGUGUGUGAUUGUGUGUAAGUGAGUUUGGGAAAUGUUUAAAUAAAUAAAAGGCGGCUUUAGACUGUGAUUCUCUGAAGUCUCCUUUCAAGUGUCUGGUAUUGAAAGAAUGCUUGUUUCUUCAAUGCACUAGUCGAGAUUGACUUGACAGGACACACAAAUAAAACAAACUCACCCGACUUCCUCCUGCAAAACCUUUUCACAUGGAUUGCUGUGACUCGUUUCGUUGAGCUGAAACUUUUAACUGUAGCUUUAAUGAUGAAUUUAAUGCUCUUCCAAUGCUUAUAUAAUUCAUAUUUUGAUACCGCGGCAGACUUUGACAAUCAUUUCUUCUAAAUGUACUGCAAUUUGCAAUAAGAAACAGAAUAGUGCUCUGAUUAGAUUAGAUUAAGAUUUUUGUCAAUGUUAAAAUCUCGAGUCACCGACCACUGUCCACUGUGCUGUCUAGACACAAACGUAAAAUCGAUUAAAAGGAAAACUACAGAAUAAAUAACAGUCUAAGUCCGCCUUUAAUGUCUGUUAUGUAUGACUUUUUUUCCAAUAGCAAUUACUGAUACAUUGUACUUACCUCUAUGUUAUAAUUUUGUUCCAUAAUUGAUGUACCUGUUGAAUGUACUUUUUUUUUUAUAAGCAGCAUAAUCUAAAUCUGAGAUGCAAGAAUUCCAAGUGAUUUAAACUCUGAUGUAGUUUUUUCAGUUUAAAAGGCUUUACUUGAAUUGUGUUUUUGUUCAGUGGUAUUCAUAUAUUAUAAGGUUUAUCCUUUUUGUGGCAAAUAAUGAAUCUGUUGUCACAUUAUUGUAUCACUUUGUACAUUUGUUUGAUUUCUGCGUGUGUGUUGGUGAAAGAGCGAAAGGUGGUUUGUCGCCCCCCCAAUAUUGACUGAUGCUAGGAUAAGUCUUCCAAAUUGUGAUGUGCAUCAUAUUUGAACAUGGAUCCGUUGCUUUUGCUGUCAUCGUCUGUCUCCUGUGCUUUCACGGUGGGAUUGUGCUUUUCUUUGGAAGAUCUGGCAGCUCUUAUUGAACGGGUGGAAAUUUUGGGUGUUGGAUGGGAAGCGGGUUGGAGUGCGAGUGAAGGGAACUUGAAGGUGUGAAUGAUGUAUGUCAUAUUAUUGCCAAACCACCAUGAUUUAUGUCUAUGAUCUGCAUUUACCAGCUUCUCCCUCAUGUGAUUACCUAUGUUUAUCUUUGGUUAGAAUUGCAUCUCUAUAAUUGCAAAAUGCCUUAACAUUGUCCAGUUCCAUUUGUUUUCUUUGUUUCACAUAUCGCAUAUUGUAAAACACGCCGGCUUUACAGAAACAAAUCCAAACACAAUACUAAUUUUAUCGCUUCGGAGCUAUAAGAUGUUCUAAUUACCAUGCUUGUUAAGUGCACAAUUAGAGAAAAGGAUUUUAAAAAGGAGCAGAUGCUUGCUGUUGUAGUUUUCAAACUACUCCACUAUAUCAGUAAGGACUGGAGUAAAAUACCGAGGAAGCAUAUUCUCCUUAGUUGCAUCAUCUCACAGUGUUCUCUGCUUUACAUUAAGCAAAAAGUCUUCAAUACAAGUCUGCCACUUCACCUUGUUAUCCUUUCUGUCAUGUUAGUAGCGCUUACAGGCAAGUAUUAAGCCAACUCUGUGCCUUCUGCACUGUCGAGCUGCAUCCUCCUCCCUGUACAUACAGUAGAUAGGACCGUAGGUUUAAUGUGGCUAGAACGUCAUUCAAACCCUUUUCCUCUCCAGUGGAACUGCUGUAAAUGAACUCAAGUUUAAAUAAACUGUCUCUAAAGUUCAC
Messenger RNA from Morone saxatilis (striped sea-bass), 4795 nucleotides. RefSeq names its product transmembrane protein 248 (gene tmem248). Bases 288 to 1313 code for a protein of 341 amino acids. NCBI's taxonomy places the organism in Eukaryota, Metazoa, Chordata, Actinopteri, Moronidae. The record is from RefSeq and is a predicted model, not a curated record. The transcript has 7 exons.